Epithele typhae is the source of this 192-nucleotide messenger RNA. RefSeq lists its product as uncharacterized. The coding region runs from base 1 to 192 and encodes 63 amino acids. NCBI's taxonomy places the organism in Eukaryota, Fungi, Basidiomycota, Agaricomycetes, Polyporales, Epitheliaceae. The record is from RefSeq and is a predicted model, not a curated record. The transcript is spliced from 3 exons.
AUGCGCCGUCUCGUUCCCGGCAACGGAACUGGCAAGGUGUGGUCGCUGAACACCUGGAAGGCACUCUACAAGCGGCUCCCCUAUAUCACCCUCUGGGCCGAGUGCCCCGAUAUCAUGAUCGCCCACUACGUCGACGCGACCUACCCUGAGACCCCGCAGCUCGUGCUCGCAGGCUCGGACGCUGAGCGCUGA